GAUGAAUAAAGUGUUAUCUUAAUAAUAAUAAUAAUCGUAAAGAAAGUACGUGUUUUUUAUCUUUAUAAACAUUGAUUUUAUGUGGUCGGUUGUCAGUGACGUCACCGGAAGCUGUAACUGACCUUCCGGUCCUGUUAGCGGUCUGUUUUUGGUCAAAUGGCGGAGUUCGGUCAGGGUCUAAGGAGAGGAAUUAACAUACUAUCCGCCCGCAGGAACAGGCGGAAGUUAACGGUAUGGACCGGCCUUAGUUCAGCAUGCGUCCGGGUAAACUGUGGCGUCAGAGAGGAAUCAUGCCGAGAACAAGGUGAAGUUCAGCCAGAGUCAGAAACCAGAGCUGUGCAGCACAGUUUGAGUAAAGGUCAACAUAAACAGGAGUUAGAGAGUCGGCUUUCUGCUACUACUCUGAAGUUGAAUUCACAAACUCUUUGCCUUCAGUUUAGAAACAAUGUCCAGACUGUUCAUAAACCAGCCCUGCACCAUAAUGGGUUCAGGAUGUCAUCCUGGUCCAGGAGAGCUGUUUGCAUCCCUGGCAGCUGUAGGUCUCUGCAGCAGCAGCAGAUACAGAUCCGUCCUCUCUACACUGCCUUCGUCAUUCUGGCAGAGCACUGUGGCACAGGUCAUGGACGACAAACACUACGUCAUGGUCAACUUAUAACAAUUAGAACAUACAGCUGGAGAAGUGACGGCAGCUCCAAGGGAUCUCCUCUGAACAGAAGCAGGACAGCCUACUACGACAUCCUCAAAGUGUCCCCCACUGCCACACAGUCCCAGAUCAAGAGUGCCUACUAUAGGCAGUGUUUAAUUCACCAUCCUGACAAGAACCCUGGGAAUGAGGAGGCUUCCCUGCGCUUUGCUGAGAUAAGUGAGGCUUACACAGUGCUGAGCGACAGCAGUCUCAGGAGGAAGUAUGACCAACACAUCCUGAGCAAGUCGGACAUCCAUGGUGUUGGGAGAGCAUCCUCAAGACCGCCGCAGCAGCAGCAUCAGGAGGGAGCCAGCCAGUUUUCCAAAUCUGGCAAAAAAGUCAUGUUUGAUUUUGAUGCGUUUUACCGAGGUCACUAUGGAGACGAGUUGCAGAGACAGAGGUACACGAAAGCCAGAAUGGAACAGAGGAAGAAGACGGAGAAGGAAGUACAACAGACUCUGAUAAAAAUAGCUGCUGUGUUUUUUGUUGUUGUAUGGCUGUUCCUGUUACAGCUGUAGCUUCAAGAAGAGUAAGAAACCACCCCAGGUUGGUUUCAGGUUGCCCAGAUUCUCAGGAGACAGGCUGCUAACUCAGACUGUUUUUGCUUCUAUUGCACAUUUUUAAAUUAUUGUUUACAUAUCACUGUAUAAAGGACUGACAGUAUAAUUUAUCGGACACAAUAAUAGUAGAUAAAAAUAAUAUAAAAAAAUGAACUAUAUUGAUCACAUAUUUGGGAAAUUCUUGUAUUAACAGCAGAUAUGCCUGAUCCGAGGGCAACUGGACGGAGUAGGUGUUUUUUUUUUCACCUCUCAUCUAAGAGGCUUCUUCAGUCAGGUGAAACGUCUUCCAAAAAACAAACAAUAAAAAAAAACCCUACUCCAAGUUACCCUUGAUGUAACUAUUUUUGGAUAAAAUGACCUGGAUAACUGAGAACCUACGCAGACAAAAAUGGUAAAUACGUUUGUGAAAAUGUGGUGAAUUAUCAAGCAAUUCUAAAAGCAUUCAAGAGCAUUGAGUGCUUUUAGAAUUACGUCUCAUCAAUUUUAGUUUUAACAAUAGAUAAAGCAAAUCAGACAAAAAAGCCUCUUUUUUUUUGUUUAUGCAAAUGGAGGGUACGUGAAAACAAAGAACAGUGCACAAUACGUCACUUUUCUCCUUGUUGAAUGUAAACGUUGCCUUUGUUAUUUAAAUCAAUGACAUCUGCUUACUGUACAUUACUUGACUGUUAUAAAAUUGUACCUUUGAAUGAGAUUCACUUACUGUCUGACAGGUUUCCAUGAAGACGAUGUGUUUGUGCCACAACCUAAAAAAGAGCAUUGGUUGUUGAAUGGACAUUCUUUCUUUCUUUAUUUUAUUUAUCGAAGGCUACAUUCGUAUCAGCCAACUCUCUGUGGUGAAGGACAGCAGUCGAUGUGAAAAGGGUUUGUUCACCUUUUAUUCACAGAAAUAUAAAGAAGUAUGUCAAGUACAUCACUUUGUACAAAAAUUGCACAGACUCUUCAAAA
Molecule: messenger RNA, 2190 nt
Organism: Cynoglossus semilaevis (tongue sole)
Lineage: Eukaryota; Metazoa; Chordata; Actinopteri; Pleuronectiformes; Cynoglossidae
Gene: dnajc30b
Product: DnaJ (Hsp40) homolog, subfamily C, member 30b
Exons: 1
Coding region: 157-1203 (348 amino acids)
Source: RefSeq, a predicted model, not a curated record